AUGACAUCCGCCGAGUCUGCUGCUGCGCAGCCGCGUCCUGCGUACCCUUCAGCAUCAAAUGGACCGCCGGGGACAAAUCCCAUGCCUCCCAACCAGCAGGCGGGCCACCCAUCCUUCCGCAGACAGCGAGCGUCGCGCGCAUGUGAAACAUGCCAUGCCAGAAAGGUCCGAUGCGACGCCGCAAGCUUAGGGGUGCCUUGCACCAACUGCGUCGCGUUCAGUAUAGAAUGCAAAAUUCCGACACCGAAGAGGAAGAAAACUGCUGCUGGCAAGGCGAAGGACUCAGACAGUGAUCGUGGCGAAGGCGUCGACGAACGUUCCCCUCGAAAUGAGUCGCCUGGUACAGGUCGAAGCACGAGCGUCUACAAUACUCAAGAUGGAACUCCUCCGACGUCUCUGACCGAGCAGCACUACAAGGUCCGGCAAGAUGACGAAGGGACGUAUGCACAAUUCAUGAAGCCAAAGUUCACUCGAGCUCCGAUCAAAGAAGCUGGCAGAGUGGCAUACCUAGGAGAAUCCUCGAACUUGACAUUGCUGGUUCAUGACCGACAUGGCACAGCAGAUGUGGUACAUUAUCCUCUGCCUGAAAAUGUCAGAGGAUCUAGAGCGAGGUUGACCGAGCUGGACAAUGUUGAGAUUGAUAUCCUACAUCAGCGAGGCGCCUUCUUGCUACCACCGAGGUCUCUUUGUGAUGAAUUGGUCGAGGCAUACUUCAAAUGGGUCGCUCCGAUUGUUCCAGUCAUCAAUCGGAAUCGAUUCAUGAAACAAUAUCGAGAUUCAAAGAAUCCUCCCUCGCUGCUCCUCUUACAAGCAAUUCUGCUUGCAGGAUCUCGAGUCUGCACUAACCCUCAACUCAUGGAUGCGAACGGAUCUACAACUCCUGCCGCGUUGACCUUCUAUAAACGUGCAAAGGCACUGUAUGAUGCAAACUAUGAGGAUGAUCGAGUCACCAUUGUCCAAGCUCUUGUGCUUAUGGGAUGGUAUUGGGAAGGUCCAGAAGACGUGACCAAGAACGUCUUUUAUUGGAGCAGAGUAGCCACAAUUGUUGCUCAGGGCUCAGGUAUGCAUCGAAGUGUCGAGGGAUCUCAGCUUAGUCAAGCCGACAAACGACUUUGGAAGAGAAUAUGGUGGACGCUCUUUACCCGCGAUCGAUCAGUAGCAGUAGCCUUAGGUCGUCCAGUACAUAUUAACACGGAUGACUCGGACGUCGAAAUGGUCUGCGAAGAGGAUUUUAUCGAGGACGACAGCGGAGACCCGCCCGAGUAUCCACCAGAUCCACUUCAUGUGCAGUUCUUCCUGCAGUAUGUGAAGCUGUGUGAGAUCAUGGGUCUUGUGCUCUCCCAGCAAUACUCCGUCGCAUCCAAAGCUCGCCGCCAGAAUGCCAUCGACCUUACCCAUAGUGAUAUGGCUCUCGCCGAUUGGCUGCAGAAUUGCCCGAAAGAGGUUUACUGGGAGAUGCCCAGACAUCAUUUUUGGUCUGCAUUACUGCAUUCGAACUAUUACACCACCCUCUGCUUGCUGCAUAGAGCUCAUAUGCCACCUGCCUCUAAUUCGAAAACUGGUUAUAUGGAAGAGGGGGUCUAUCCGUCUCGUAACAUCGCUUUUCAGGCUGCUGCUAUGAUCACGUCGAUUAUUGAGAACCUUGGAGCACAUGACGAGCUUCGCUAUUGUCCAGCUUUUGUUGUCUAUAGUUUGUUCUCGGCACUUAUCAUGCACGUCUACCAGAUGCGAUCUUCAGUUCCGUCUGUAGUCCAAGCAACACAAGAGAGAAUCCGGAUCUGUAUGGGAGCUUUGAAGGAUGUCUCCAGAGUUUGGCUGGUCGCAAAGAUGGUUUAUACUCUGUUCGAAUCUAUUCUUGGGAACAAAGUCCUUGAAGAGAGGCUUCAAAAAGCUGCUGGGAAGCGCCACAAAAAGAUGGCACAGAGCAUUACCCAAGGUAUCAACCAAGCUAAUCAAGUAAAGCGAGAGGAUUCGUCAGGAAAGCGAAAGUACGAUGACAUGGCUCUGGACUUCAAUGUCAACAACGGACCAGCUCCACAAGAGUCAUAUGAGCGAUCUCGACCUCAGACACCAAGCCACACCCCUGGACGUGAGAUGGGCCAUAACAUUGCCCCAAUGGCUGCUCCGCCAGUGACCUCUCCAAACUCAAGAGCAAACCAAGAUACCUUUAUGGGCGGCUCGAACUCUCGUCCACAUACCAGGCCUCCCACGCCAUUCAAUCCAUCCUUCUCUGUCCCAGCGACUCCGCCCGAUUUGUAUUUGGUAACUCGAAAUUCUCCAAACUUGUCACAGUCUAUCUGGGAAAAUUUCCAACCAGAUCAGCUAUUUCCUGAAGGUUCGACCAACAUACAUGCCACUCAAUUCUCGCCACCACAACCUAAUCACAACCUCGACCCGAAUUUGAUGGCCCCUCACGUGAAUCUCAAUCAACCAAUGCCAAAUCAAGGCCAAUCAGCACAACUCCCACAGAGAAUGCGUCCAGGACCUGGUAGUAGUCCACCACAAAUGAUCCAGGCUGGCAUGGGCUACCAAAUCCAACCACAGAUGUGGCAGCCUGGUUUCGACCCCUCCCUCCAGGACGCGCAAGGACACAGUCCAAGUGACACUCUUAGUAAUGCUUCUGCUCAAGCUGUACCUAUGACUAUGAAUGUUGAAGACUGGUUUCAAUUCUUCGGCAUCAAUGGUGAUCUUAGCGGCAUGAAUGGCGAUGCUUCUCUUUGUUGA
This is a messenger RNA of Mollisia scopiformis, 2724 nucleotides long. RefSeq lists its product as uncharacterized. The record is from RefSeq and is a predicted model, not a curated record. The transcript has 4 exons. Bases 1 to 2724 code for a protein of 907 amino acids. Gene Ontology annotation, molecular function: zinc ion binding; DNA binding; DNA-binding transcription factor activity, RNA polymerase II-specific. NCBI's taxonomy places the organism in Eukaryota, Fungi, Ascomycota, Leotiomycetes, Helotiales, Mollisiaceae. Gene Ontology annotation, biological process: DNA-templated transcription; regulation of DNA-templated transcription.